AUGUUGGUUGCGAUGGCGAUCAUUUUUGCCCUACUCGCUACUGUAACAAAAGCCGUCUGUCUAUUUUAUCCAUUUCUAUUCGUAAUUAUUUUCGAAUUCUCAAAGCAUGUAAUAAUCUUCUUUCUCGUUGCACUCAAACUCACCUAUCCUGAGAAAUAUGUGGCAAUAAUUCAUAUACAAGGCCUCACUAGACUACGGAAGUUAACAAAAGGCAACCGCUCAGAGGAUGAGCUUUACUAUAUAUGGUGUGGAUUUUGUGUAGUUUAUUUUGUACUAGUUGCACUAACCAUAGUUCGAAAUAUAAUGGACUAUCAAUUGAGAGAACGCUUAAGGCGUCAGCAUCAGAACGCCUAUCAACCGCACAUCCUGCCGCCCGUCCAUCGGCGAAGAUUAGUGCUUCCAAGGGAUCAAGAAGUUGGAAAUUUGAACCACGACGAUCCACCACCAUACUCGUCUGCCAUAAGACCCGGGAGCAUACUCGAAACAGCAAAAGAAGAAACAGAUCCUCCUCGAUACUCGCAACUUGAACUUCCAGUUGAUCGCACAGUAAGCUCACAAUCGUGUCUCAGUGAAAAAUCUGCUGAAGAGACUGAGACAGCACCAUUCAACAGUACGAGAACUUCUCCACGUAACAAACGAAGUUAA
Messenger RNA from Cooperia oncophora, 645 nucleotides. NCBI's taxonomy places the organism in Eukaryota, Metazoa, Nematoda, Chromadorea, Rhabditida, Trichostrongylidae. The record is from the annotation of a GenBank genome assembly.